AUGUCGACUUAUUCGCGCUAUUUGAGCGCUUCUACUCUCGCCCCAAUUAUUUCUGUAGGCGCCGAAACUCAUCAGCGCUCACCACCAGCUCGUCGGAAACGGUCAUUCGACGACCUUCUUUUGCCCUCUUUGCCGUUCGAAACCCCACAUUGUCUCUACCACGACAGCACCUACCUUCUCCAGCGCGCCGUCAUUGACCCUCUCCCUCAGAACAAAAGGGCACGCACCGCGCCCGCGUCCCCCGUGGGUGUCGACCAUUUGACGCCCAAAGCGUCGCCGCUAUCACUCAAAGCCAGCAUCAAUUAUGCUCCCAUAGCUCCAUCUCCCUCGAGCAUUAGCGCUGCCAGCCAUCCUGUAUCGAAUUCGCAGCAACUUACCGGCAGUCAGCACUACAAUCCACCCACAUCCUCUUCUAUUCCAAAAGAAUCAUUUUACAGUGCAUCGUCUUUGACCUUGGCAUCUUUGAAUCAAAGAAAUCGCAGCGAAUCUGAUAGCGACGAUUUUCCAAAUAUCUCUCAAACCUACAACUGUGGUCCUCUUCCUUCGCUCAAACACUUGCACUUAUUGCCUAAUCCUAAUAUUCAAGAACACGCCUAUCGCUAUCCUGACACAUCUGAGAAGACUCCAUUAUGGCGAGAAAGCUUGAUCAAUUGGUGUAAAAGGCAAAAUUACCACGAUUAUGUUCAAAUCAACAAAGAGCUUCGCGAAUGCGCGCCCAAUGCUUCUGGUCUCAAUAUGCUUGCAAACGUUGCAUCUUUAUCUCGAAAUGUGCCCUCGAUAUUGAGUCCACCAGACGAAUUCCUUGGAUUAUCAAAUGCGACACCACGAUGGGAAGUCGUAACACCACCUAUGAGUCCUCGCAGCGCUUGUGCAACUUCCAAAAACUCUCCCGUAUUCACACCUGCAGUAAGUGACAAACUAGUACAGACGGUCAAAGAGAGAAGAACUAAAGCGCACAAGAAAACCAAUAGCUUCAAGGCUCGAGAGAUGAAAAAGUUGCUGAACGACAGAGAUAUUUUAUCCAUCGAUUCUAAAGGUAAAGUUGCCAAAGCAAGACGAAGCAGGACGCGCAGUGUGCCCUCUUCGCCACAGCAAUUCGUGAUCAAGCUUGGUGGCUUAACGUCACCCAAAAGCCUAACCAAAAGUUCUCCCAGGGAUUUCGUUCAUGGUCAGGAAGUCCUGCGGGCCGAAUUAACGCCCGUCCGCAGCAGGACUCCGCCAAGAACGCAAACUCUCAUGAUAAAUGGACCGCACACGCCAAACACAAGCAUAUCUACAAUUUCCUUUCCCGCUGGUGCUGAUGCUGAUGCUGAUACUGAUGCUGAAGUCACUCGCACUCCCAUCACCGAGACGCCUGUCGCUGCAACUAGGAAAAUGUCGUCGCCGAAACGCUCAUCUGCCCGAACCUGUAUUUCCUGCCUUGCAACGGAUUCGCCGUGUUGGAGGCCAUCAUGGACAAAUAAAAAACAAGAUCAGUUAUGCAACUCUUGUGGUCUUCGCUACAAAAAGACGCAAACAAGAUGCCUGAACGAAUCUUGCCGCAAAAUUCCCUCCAAGGGCGAGCUUGCAAUCAUGAAAGCAAAUGGAGUGCUUACCCGAAUUAGCCCUGAUGGAAAUGUAAGCAGAGGUCUCGGCUGUUUGUUUUGUAAUAGCAUUGUCGAGACCAAAGACUGGCAUGUUCAUCGAUAA
This is a messenger RNA of Lachancea meyersii CBS 8951, 1689 nucleotides long. The record is from the annotation of a GenBank genome assembly. Lineage: Eukaryota; Fungi; Ascomycota; Saccharomycetes; Saccharomycetales; Saccharomycetaceae.